GCCGCCGCCGCUUUCCCGGAGUGCCCCGCGCGGAGGCCGGUGGGGGGGGCGGUGCUGCGGCGGCGGCCAGCUGUGCGCAGGCGCAGUCUGGCCCUCGGCGGCGGCGGCGGCGGCGAAGAUGGCGGCGGCGGUGGCGGCCUCGCCGGGGCAGCGGCUGGCGCUGGAGACCCUGGCCGGGCUGGUGCGCGGCGGCCCGGAGCCCCCCGGCGGCCAGGGCGAGGGGGCCGCAGGAGCAGGAGGAGGAGGAGGAGGAGCGCCGCCGCCGCGGGGGCUGGCCGGGCUGGUCCGCUGCGCGCGGGAGAGCGGCGGGGGCAGCGCGCAGGCGUCGCCCACCCUCGGGGGCCUGCUCAGCAUCAGCAGCCUCCGGCUGAGCUCCAUCACGACCCGUUUUGAAGGUCUGUGCCUCCUCUCUUUGUUGGUGACGGAGAGUACCACCGAAACAUUCAGCCAAAACUGCUUGAACUGGCUGAGGAGUCUGCAGCAUCUCAUUCAGUCGCAGGAUCCGCCCCCCACGAUGGAACUGGCCGUGCUGGUCCUCCAUGACCUUCUGGAGUAUUCCUGCCAACUCCCGGAACUGGCCCGUGACAUCGGCACCAACCACAUCCCCGGACUGCUCACCUCUUUGCUGGCUCUGAAGCCUGAGUGCCAGCUCUCUGCCCUGGAAGGCAGCAAAGCGUGCAUGGUGUUCUACCCACGAGCCUGUGGCUCCCUUCGAGGUAAACUGGCUGCUUACUUCCUCUCCCGGGUGGAUGCCGAAAUGCCUCGCCUCCAGCAGCUGGCCUGCGAGUGCUACGCCCUCCUGCCCUCCUUGGGAGCCGGAUUCACGCAGGGGCUCAAGUACACAGAGUGCUGGGAGCAGCAGGCCCACUGCCUCCUGGCCACCCUGCACGGCAUGCUGGCGACGCUCUACGAGGGCGUGGAGACAGACCCCCUGCAAUACGAAGGGCCCGGCGUGGAGAUCCCACUGCCAGCACUGGAGGACGGGGAGGCCCAUUUCAUCCUUCAUCUGAAGCACCGCUUUUCAGGCCUGGCCAAGUGCCUCUGCAGGAUGCUCAGUAACGAGUUUGUGGCCCCCGUGACAGUCCCAGUUCAAGAUAUCCUGGACCUCAUCUGUCGAGCCCUCAACAUCUCGGUGAAAACCAUUAGCUGGUUUGGGGACGGGCCUCUGCGGAUGCUGUUCCUGCCUUCUGUGCACCUGGAGGCGCUGGACCUGCUCUCUGCUCUCCUCUUGGCGUGUGGCCCUGGCUUGGUGCGCUUUGGGGGCACCCUCUGCCGCCUCUUCCCGCAGGUGCUGGCCAUGUGGAGUGCUGGCCGGGAUCUUCUCCCCCCUGGACAGGAGCGUCCGUACAGCGCGGUUCGGACACGGCUGUACCAGGUCCUGGACCUGUGGGUGCAGGUGGCCGGGGCAUCCUCUGGCAUCCUGCAAGGAUAUGGCUCCCAGGGUGAGGCCCUGCUGGGUCACCUGAUCAGCGACAUCACUCCCCCUGCUGACACCCUCAAGCUGCGGGAGGGCCGGCCCGGAACUGAUGCAAAGCCCAGCGCCCCCAAGAAGCCCAAGCUAUCCGAUGUGUCCCAUGCGGCCCCCCUGCACCGGAAGCAUGAUGUCCAGGCCAACAGCGAUGUCUGCCUGGCAGCACUUCAAGGGCUGAGCCGGGCCGUUCUCCUGGGAGGCAGCCUCAUGAAAGAGCAAAUGCACAAGCGGCUGCAGGAGCUGGCGAUCCCGCUGCUGAUCCGGCUGGGCCAGGCCGAGGCCCCCUCCGGCUCCCCCUACGCGAGUGCCGGCUGCCGCCGGGAGCUCUACCGCCUCCUGCUCGCCUUGGUGCUGGCGCCGGCCCCCUCGGGGCCCCCCCCUCCUCUGCACUGCGCCCUGCGCCUGCUCAGCCAAGGCCGCACGGAUCCCAACCUCCAGGUGUCCUCCUUCUGUGCCGAGGCCCUGGUGCUGUGCGGUGCCCUCGUCCACCCCCGGGUGCCGUCCCUGCAGCUCCCUCUGGCCGGGCCCCCCGCCCCGCCGCUGGGUGCCUCCGAGCUCUCUCCUGCCGCGGCCUCGCCCUUCCGCCCGGCGCCCCCGCUGCCCUUCCCGGCCGCCCGCCUGCUGCCGCCGGCCUCUCCGUCGUCGGCUCCUCCUGCCGGGGCCGCCUCGGCCGGUGCUCUGGGGCUGCCUCUGCCCGGCCUGGCCUCGGCCCAGCUGCCUCCCCGCCUGACCCCCGAGGAGCCCACCCUCCCUGCCUCCCCCGGCACGGCGGAAGCUGCGGCGCUGGCGGCAGGGGCCAAGCUGCGCCGCUCGGUCUUCAUCCACUACGACCAGGAGGAGGAGGAGGAUGUGGAGAUCUCGCUGGAGAGCGACUCGGACGACAGCGUGGUCAUCGUGCCCAGGGGGCAGCUGGGGAAGAUCGCCAACAGCACCACCGCCGUGGCCCUGGGGGCGGCCCCCACCCCCCCCACGCUGCUGCCCUUGCCGCCCCCACCCCCGCCGCCGCCCCCCUCGGCCUCUCCCCCGCCGGUCUCCGAGGAGCCCCCGCCGGAGCCAGCGGUGCCCCUUCCCCUGGGGGCCCCGGUGCUGCCCCCACCCCCUCCCCCUCCCCCAGCAGCGGUGGUGCUGCCCCCUUCUCCAGUCCCUGUGCUGAGCGAGACCCCACUGCCUGCCCUGGUGGAGGAGGACCCCACCGUCAUCAACAUCAACAGCAGUGAGGAGGACGACGAGGAGGAGGAGGACGAGGAGGAGGAGGAAGAAGACUUCCCGGAGGACGAAGAGUACUUUGAUGACGAGGAGGAGGAGGAAGAGUUCGAGGAGGAGGAGGAGGAGGAAGAAGAGUUCGAAGGGGAGCUGGACGAGGAGGAGGAGGAGGAGGGAGAGCUGGACGAGGAGGAGAUGGAGGAGGAGGAAGAAUUCGAGGAGGAGGAGGAGGAAGGCCUGACGGAGGACGAGGAAGGCCUGACGGAGGAGGAGGAGGAGGAGGUGGGGGGGCUGCCCCCUGCCUUGCCCCACCGGAAUGACGAAGAGCCUCCGGAGCUAUUGCCCGUGAAAGAUGAGCCCCCAAAGCUGGUGGUGGAGGAGGAGGAGGAGGAGGAGGAAGGGGCGGGACUUCUCAUGGAAGUGGACGAGGAAGCCUUCCACCCCCCCGAGGAGGAAGAGGAGGAGGAGGAGGAGGAGGAGAGCAGGGCCGAGGGAGACCUCCUCACGACCAAGGCGUUAGGACCGCCAUCGCCUCUGGCCGAAGAGCUCCCACAGCCCCCUCCCAGUGCCCCCGCCCUCCCACCAGCACCCCCGCAGGAGGCCCCCCCUUCAGCGGCUGCCUCCCUGGAGCAGGAGGAGAAGCCCUCCAAGGAGCAGGAGGGGCCCGCUCACACGGCGGCGGCGGCGGCGACGUCUCCCGGCGUGGCAGAGGAGGAGGAGGAGGAGCAGCAGCAGCAGAGAGCGCGUGAGGGCGAGCCAGGCGAGGAGCCCUUGGAGGCCGGGGAGGCAGAGAAACAGCCCCCGCCAGACGAGGAGGUGGUGGAGGUGAAGGAGGGGCCGGAGGCCACGGCGAUAGACGAGACGGAAGCCAUGCUGGCUGACUUUGUGGACUGCCCACCUGACGAGGAGAAGGCGCCGACGGAGCCCGGUUCCUGAGAGCCGCCUCCUGGUGCUGGUGACCGGGGAGCCCCGUGCGCAGGGGGAGGGCAGGCAGCUGCAGGGUGGCCUCUCCUCCCCCCCCCCCGGCACACUGCCCUCUGGACUUAAAAGACUAACCCCCCCCCCCUUUUUUGUAAGGGAGGGGUUUUUUACACUAAUUAAAAGGUUCAAUAAAAGAGGUGCCGAGUGAGUGAA
Molecule: messenger RNA, 3808 nt
Organism: Hemicordylus capensis (graceful crag lizard)
Lineage: Eukaryota; Metazoa; Chordata; Lepidosauria; Squamata; Cordylidae
Gene: PELP1
Product: proline, glutamate and leucine rich protein 1
Exons: 18
Coding region: 119-3610 (1163 amino acids)
Biological process (GO): rRNA processing
Cellular component (GO): nucleus
Source: RefSeq, a predicted model, not a curated record